Hyaloscypha bicolor E is the source of this 1214-nucleotide messenger RNA. RefSeq names its product RER1 protein. NCBI's taxonomy places the organism in Eukaryota, Fungi, Ascomycota, Leotiomycetes, Helotiales, Hyaloscyphaceae. The record is from RefSeq and is a predicted model, not a curated record. The coding region runs from base 145 to 717 and encodes 190 amino acids. Gene Ontology annotation, biological process: protein retention in ER lumen; retrograde vesicle-mediated transport, Golgi to endoplasmic reticulum. The transcript is spliced from 4 exons. Gene Ontology annotation, cellular component: Golgi membrane.
UGUCGAUUCAACCUUAAUACGAGGCCCUCCAACCCCUUUGCGCCACCGCCAACAAUUCUCGAAAUCACCAUCUGCGAAGCUUUUGCUCCUUUGCGAUACUAUUCGAAAGGUAUCUUCGUGUUGAGAGAAAGAAGAGUGGGAAAGAUGGAUUCAAUGGAGCCUGAGCAGACCCCUUUUGCGGCUGUGAGCGCGCAUACCUCGAGGCUUCAACGACAAUAUCAAGCAUGGCUGGACAAAUCGACUCCAUAUGUUCCGUACAGAUGGAUGGGAACCGUUGGGCUCCUCAUGAUUUUCUUCUUGAGAAUAUUCGUCGCGCAAGGAUGGUACAUCGUGGCAUACUCGCUGGGAAUCUACCUCCUGAACCUCUUCCUCGCAUUCCUGCAACCCAAAUUCGACCCCUCGAACGAAGCCAUAGACACCGAGAUGGAAGACGGCUCUGCCGGCGGCCUCCCUACGAAACAAGACGAGGAGUUCCGUCCCUUCAUCCGCCGCCUCCCAGAGUUCAAGUUCUGGUACUCGGCCACGAGAGCUAUUACUAUUGGCUUUGUAUGCACUUGGUUCUCGAUCUUCGAUGUCCCAGUUUUCUGGCCGGUUUUGGUAGUUUAUUGGUUGAUUCUGUUUGCUUUGACAAUGAGGAGACAGAUCCAACAUAUGAUCAAGUACCGAUACGUCCCAUUCUCGAUCGGAAAGACAAAGUACAACAAGAAUAGCUCUUAGCUGGAUGGAUUUUUCUUUACUAAAAGAGAGGGAGGGAGGCAGCUUGAUGAUUUGGUAACGGUAUUGAUGAGGAAUCAUCAGUUGUACAAAAAUGUCGUAUGUUUUCAUGUAGAGAGCUGCAUGAAGAGAGACUAUAGUGCCUUUUUAAUAAUGCCUUCUCUGUCUCUCUAUACUUAGGGUCUGUGGGCAUAAAGGUUGGGGUCGGGCUAGACGCUUGACAAAAGAUAGAAUAUGGUACAAUCGGAGCUAUUUGGCCCCGUCCUCUGGCAUCGGUGAUAUUUUAUGAUAAACGUUGAAUUGAGAUGUAUUAGUGGCUGCGGCAUUUCUUGAGAGGUGUGGGUGAGUUCUUGGUGGUGUGGCUUUGAUUGUUGUUGUUCCUGAGAGCACUUCGGAGCUUUUGGAAAUAUGAGUUUCUCCUUCUUGCCCCAAUUCUUGUGGCAUGUGUUCAAAGUUUUCAAAUGGUUACUGUCUAGUCUCUUUGCUGUAAUCAAUGAAGG